Messenger RNA from Musa acuminata subsp. malaccensis (wild Malaysian banana), 850 nucleotides. RefSeq names its product protein YABBY 2. Lineage: Eukaryota; Viridiplantae; Streptophyta; Magnoliopsida; Zingiberales; Musaceae. The record is from RefSeq and is a predicted model, not a curated record. Gene Ontology annotation, cellular component: nucleus. Gene Ontology annotation, biological process: abaxial cell fate specification; cell fate commitment; multicellular organism development.
AUUCAAUCAUAACCUUUCCACCACCACCUCGUCCCUCCUCCUCAACCCUUCCCACAGAGUCACCUCUCCAGCACCACUCACACAGACUGUUGCCCCCACCCACACCACCCCUUUGUUUCUGUAUCCAACUAUACGAAACAAAACAGCAAAGCCAAGGGGGAAGAGGAAAGGGGAGCUUUUCAUCUCACGUCCUUCACCUAUAAAUUCACGCUGCUUUCUUCUUCCUCCUCUUCUUCUUCCUCCUCCUCCUUGGCAUAUGCGGACAGACCCUUCGCAACCCGAAAAUGUCGGCCCAGAUCGUUCCUGAGCACGUUUGCUACAUCCACUGCAACUUCUGCAACACCAUCCUCGCGGUUAGCGUUCCCGGAAACAGCAUGUUCAACGUCGUGACAGUCCGGUGCGGGCAUUGCGCCAAUCUGCUGUCGGUCAACAUGGGAGCCUUGCUUCAAGCUUUCCCUAUUCAAGAUUUCCAGGCGCAUAAUUUUGGAUCUCAAAGCAACAGGCUAGAGAUUGGAUCAUCUUCCAGAUGUAACAGGUCUUCAUUGUACUCCAUGAAGGAUGAACAGCAGCAAAUUGUAGCCUUACGUCCCCCAGAGAAGAGGCAACGCGUUCCUUCCGCCUACAACAGGUUUAUCAGGGAGGAGAUACAAAGGAUAAAAGCUAACAAUCCUGAUAUUAGCCACAAGGAAGCCUUCAGCGCUGCAGCGAAGAAUUGGGCACACUUUCCUCACAUUCAUUUUGGGCUAACCCUUGAUGGUGGUAAGCAAGUAAAGCUGGACGAUGCCAUAGCAGCAGCACCAGGAGGAGAAAAGGCUCCAGGUUUCUAUUAACCAUAUGUAUAAGCUCAUCA